AUGCUGCUGAUGCCGGUUAUGUUCCAGCAAUUCCAGCUUUCUGGGUCAUUCACUCUUGUUCCUUCAUACAUCAUUAUGGAGUCAACUAAGGAUGAUGUCUGCACCGUGAUACAAGCAGCCUCGAGUGAGAACGAGAAAAACGAUGAUUCCCAGACACUCGUUGACAGCGAAGAAUCAUCAUCUUUCCCGGAAGGAGGAUGGCGAGCCUGGUUAGUAGUCUUGGGCGCAUGGUGCGCCAUCUUCCCGACAAUGGGAAUAAUGAACCUGUACGGGUUGUUGGAAGAUUGGCUGGCAGAACACCAGCUACAUGAAUAUUCAAAAGCAUCAAUCUCGUGGAUCUUCAGUUUGUGGCUUUUCUUCUUCUAUCUCGGUGGCAUCCAAAUUGGGCCCAUAUUUGACGCACAUGGUGUCAGAUAUAUUCUCGUGCCUGGCUGCAUUGGCAUGACCUUGUCGAUGAUGUUCCUCAGCGUCUCCCACGAAUACUAUCAGUUCAUCUUGGGAUUCAGCAUUUUAGGUGGGCUCUCUGCAUCAGCAGUGUACACACCCAGUGCUGCGUGCAUCACGCACUGGUUCCUCAAGAGACGUGGUCUAGCGACCGGGAUCGCGACGACAGGGGGUGGCAUUGGAGGAAUUAUCUUCACCAAUGUGUUCGGUAUCCUGAGCAAUAGAAUUGGGUUCCCCUGGACUAUCCGCAUCCUGGGAUUUAUAUUCCUCGCUAGCCUAAUGGUCAGCCUGCUUACUCUCGAAGCACGUCUCCCACCUAGUCCGUCAGCAGGGAACAAGAUCGACAUUCGCGCGCUCAAGGAGCCCGUCUUCACCAUGACUUCCAUCGCCGUCAUUUUCGCGGAAAUCGGCUUGAUAGUCCUAGUCACCUAUUAUCCGUCCUAUGCACAAUCGCACGGCAUCACUGGCGCCCUUUCCUACCAGCUCAUGACGAUCAUGAGCGCAACAUCUAUCUUCGGCCGCGUCAUUCCGGGAGUCUUAGCGGAUAUAUGGGGCCGCUUCAACGUUAUGUUUGGGACCUGUGCUGUAUGUACUAUUCUGUCCUUUGGUCUAUGGUUUACGGCGGGCACCGACAAAGCUUGUAUCCUGGCUUUCGCGGCAUUAAUCGGGUUUUGGAGCGGACCAGCGAUAAGUCUGACACCCGUCUGCGUGGCUCAAAUCUCCAAAACUGAGAGCUAUGGCAAACGAUUCGGUACAACAAUCGCGCUGAUGGCGUUUGCGUUGUUAGUUGCCAUUCCUGUGGCUGGUGAGAUCUUGAAGGGGCAGAAUCGGGGGAAAGUAGAGACGGAGUAUUCCGGCUUGAUUGGGUUCAGUGGAGCGGCAUAUGCUGGAGCCUGUCUAUUUCUGUUUCUGGCCAAGGGAGCCAGUGUUGGUUGGCGGGUUACAAAGGUAUUUUGA
Molecule: messenger RNA, 1401 nt
Organism: Aspergillus welwitschiae
Lineage: Eukaryota; Fungi; Ascomycota; Eurotiomycetes; Eurotiales; Aspergillaceae
Product: major facilitator superfamily domain-containing protein
Exons: 3
Coding region: 1-1401 (466 amino acids)
Biological process (GO): transmembrane transport
Cellular component (GO): fungal-type vacuole membrane
Molecular function (GO): transmembrane transporter activity
Source: RefSeq, a predicted model, not a curated record